Molecule: messenger RNA, 1390 nt
Organism: Hermetia illucens (black soldier fly)
Lineage: Eukaryota; Metazoa; Arthropoda; Insecta; Diptera; Stratiomyidae
Product: mitochondrial ornithine transporter 2
Exons: 5
Coding region: 421-1338 (305 amino acids)
Biological process (GO): mitochondrial L-ornithine transmembrane transport
Molecular function (GO): L-ornithine transmembrane transporter activity
Source: RefSeq, a predicted model, not a curated record
UUGUUUACAUAUCAUUCAAAUCUUUCCCAAAGCGACAUGUCCACAGAACGCCAAUCAGCUGGUCUGAAAACGUGCUCGCCGGCAUUGCACAACGUGCGAUACAAGUACGUCAUGGUCAAAGCUAAGUCAUCGGCUCUCGAGUCCAACAAGUGUAUUUAAUUCAAUCAGAAUUCGUUGUUUUCAUUACAUAUCAAUUAAGUUGCUCUCAGGGCAGUGACGUCGUGAACCGUCAUUGGCUUAUCAGCCUCCCGCCACUCAGAUAAGAAUAUGCCCGAGCCAUUCGCACAUUGCAGACAGAGCAUUUGUUUUGGAUUACCACGUCGGAAAUCAGCAGACAAUUGCCAUCCAUUCCUCGCUGGGAUCAUUUUUCGUUACAAGUUGAAAUAAGGAGGAGCGACCACUUUCAGGGACCGAAACAAAAUGGAAUUCGACUCGCAGCCAGUGAACAGCAUCCGAAUGGGGGCAAUAGAUCUGCUCGCAGGGUCCUUGGGUGGUGCGGCAUGCGUGUACGUAUCGCAGCCCUUGGACACCGUCAAGGUUAAAAUGCAAUCGUUUCCCACCCUCUACAAAAACAUGGUGGGUUGUUUCGUCGAGACCUUCCGGAAAGAUGGAGUGUUCAGAGGUUUAUAUGCGGGAACAGUGCCAGCUGUCGCAGCCAAUGUUGCCGAGAAUUCAGUAUUAUUUGCAGCAUACGGUGGUUGCCAGAAGUUCGUAGCGUAUUUGUCUGGGAAGUCCUCACCAAAGAAUCUUACGGUCCUGGAAAACGCAUUCUCUGGUUUCCUGGCCGCCUUUUUCUCAACAUUCGCGCUCUGUCCGACAGAAUUGAUCAAGUGCAGAUUACAGGCUCUGAGAGAGACAGGUGCCGUUGAAAGUGUGAAAAAUCCAAAGAACGCGAUCACUCCCCUAAAGUUGACUAGACAAAUCCUUAAAUCGGAAGGCAUUCCAGGAUUGUUUCGUGGUUUGACCCCGACCUUUGUACGUGAAAUGCCAGGAUACUUCUUCUUCUUCGGGGGCUAUGAGGGAGCAAGGGAGUUAUUACGAAAACCCAAUCAAACCAAAGAUGAAAUCGGACCGUUAAAAACUAUGCUUGCCGGAGCUGUUGGUGGAGUAACGCUUUGGACAGUGAUAUUUCCAGCAGACGUGAUUAAAAGUCGAGUUCAGGUGAACGGAUUGAAAGUGCCCAUGAUUGCAAUGGGUAUGGACAUAGCGAGGAAAGAAGGCAUUCUUGCUCUGUAUAAUGGGCUGGUGCCAACAGUUUGCCGAACUAUUCCUGCGACGGCCACUCUUUUUGUUGUUUAUGAAUAUUCAAAGAAAUUUAUGGACGAUUUCUUCCCGUGAAAAUGAAUUUCAUUCUAGUACAAAUCUAAUAAAGUUGAUUUUAUUUAAAAUA